AUGGCUGUGGCGUCCUACACAUCAACCAGACGUCCCCCUCCCGACCCCCCGGGGCGGUGGGGGGGAGGGCGCUGGCGGGAUGCGAUUUUCGGAGACGGCGACAAGAUCUACGCCCUCAAGUGGUACCUCGGCCUCGACGAGUUCUACCGGUGGACGCCCGCGGAGACGCCGCCCGUAAACCUUCAGCUGAGCCAAACCCCCGGGCGGGGACGUCGCCCGCCCCCGGGGCCGCGUCCGCAUCCGGGGCGUGACGCUCGGGCCGCCGGCGUUUUUCCGCUGCGAGGUGUCCGCGGAGCGCCGCCCUUCCACCCGACGCAGGUCGCCAACAUGGUCCGUCGUCGAAACCCAUGUUCUUACCCCCCCCUCCCUGCCUCCCCCCCCCCAGACCUCCCCGACGGAAAGCCCAUCAUCACGGGCGUCCAGGAAAGUUACCAGAUGCACGAUAACGUUAAUCUCAACUGCACUUCAUUCCACUCGCAACCGGCGGCUGAACUCACCUUUUACAUCAACGGCGGACAGGCUGAUCCCUCAUGGCUCGUACGCUACACACCUCACGAAGACCCGACUACAGGCCUCGAAACGUCCAUGUUGGGUCUGAAGUUCCCCCUCUGGCCGAGACUCUUCCGAAGGGGCAGCACUGUCACCGUCAAGUGCACGGCGUCCAUUCUCAAUAUGUACUUCGACAGCAGCGAGGCCGUCAUUCAGAGUGAUAUGCCUUACCACGCCUCCAUCAUGGAAGGGCGUGCGGCUGCUGCUACGGACUCUAUAUACACGAGGAGCAAAGUCCUGAGUGUGGUGGCCUCAAGUCUCCUUCUAGCGAUUCUCCACUAGCACUGAGGGACGUGAGUGCAAAAGGGAAAGUGAUGGAAACAAAGAGAGAAAUGAAAAAAAAA
Penaeus monodon (black tiger shrimp) is the source of this 893-nucleotide messenger RNA. RefSeq lists its product as uncharacterized. The record is from RefSeq and is a predicted model, not a curated record. The transcript has 4 exons. Bases 1 to 831 code for a protein of 276 amino acids. Lineage: Eukaryota; Metazoa; Arthropoda; Malacostraca; Decapoda; Penaeidae.